AUGCCCGUCAAAAAAAUAAAAGACAGAUAUUACUAAUCUUUAGAAAAAAUCGGCAAAGGCGCCUCAGCCUCCGUUUAUAUAGGCUACGACGAAAAGACUAAAUAGAAAAUUGCUAUAAAAAGAAUCGAUUAGACACGUUUUGACACUAAUUUUUUAGAAAGAAUCGACUAAGAGAUAAUGGUUUUACAAUCAUUCGAAUAAAAUAACCAUAUAGUGAAAUUUAUGGAUCAUUUUACUGAAAACAAAUACAUAUAUAUAAUAACCGAAUUAUGUGAAUAUGGUGAUUUACAAAAAUUCAUUUAAACCAAUUUCAAGGCAAAAAUUAUUCCUGAAAAACUUGCGAAAGUAUUUGCCUUUUAAAUUCUUUUAGCUUUUUUAUAAAUGGUCGAUAAAAAGAUUAUUCAUAGAGAUAUGAAACUAGAAAAUGUGCUCAUAAAUUAAAAAUUAGAGUGUAAAAUUGCAGAUUUCGGAUUUGUUAAAUUAUAGGAUGAUUUUUGCAUAAGUUAGGCAGGAACUCCAAUUACUAUGGCACCAGAAAUACUGAAUGGUGAAAAUUAUAAUCAUAAAUGCGAUGUAUGGAGUUUCGGAUUUGGUUUUAAGACUGUAUAGAAGAUACUUAAUAUAUGA
This is a messenger RNA of Ichthyophthirius multifiliis, 627 nucleotides long. RefSeq names its product protein kinase domain protein. Gene Ontology annotation, cellular component: autophagosome; cytoplasm. The record is from RefSeq and is a predicted model, not a curated record. Gene Ontology annotation, molecular function: ATP binding; protein serine/threonine kinase activity. Gene Ontology annotation, biological process: peptidyl-serine phosphorylation; autophagy; autophagosome organization. NCBI's taxonomy places the organism in Eukaryota, Ciliophora, Oligohymenophorea, Hymenostomatida. The transcript has 2 exons.